Messenger RNA from Dromiciops gliroides (monito del monte), 2475 nucleotides. It is a transcript of the gene TMEM68, whose product is annotated as transmembrane protein 68. Gene Ontology annotation, cellular component: membrane. The record is from RefSeq and is a predicted model, not a curated record. NCBI's taxonomy places the organism in Eukaryota, Metazoa, Chordata, Mammalia, Microbiotheria, Microbiotheriidae. Gene Ontology annotation, molecular function: acyltransferase activity. Bases 206 to 1198 code for a protein of 330 amino acids. The transcript has 7 exons.
CGCGAGAGCGGGAAGAGGAGGGGACGGUGUUCCACCGAACGCAGUCCAGGUUGGAGACGCAACUCGUGUUCCUAAUUAGAGGGCUGGAGAAAACGGCUCGCUUCGCUCUGCAGUUUGCACGGCCGGACAGCCUGAGGUACAAGAAUCAUAAACUGCUAUGACUAUGAAGAGAGUGACUCAUUUAAUCAGUUUUACAUAGAAGAAAAUGAUAGAGAAAAAUCAAACUUGUUCUGAAGGGCAGGAUUCUAUGCCCUAUAUGAUUUGUCUGGUUCACAUAUUGGAAGGCUGGAUUGAUGUUCAACAAUUAGAGGAUUAUUUGAAUUUUAUUAACUAUCUUCUGUGGGUAUUUACUCCACUAAUAGUCUUGAUACUUCCUUACUUUACCAUUUUUCUUCUGUACCUUACUAUUAUUUUCUUACAUAUUUACAAGAGGAAGAAUGUAUUAAAGGAAGCAUAUUCCCAUAAUUUAUGGGAUGGUGCAAGGAAAACUGUAGCAACUGUAUGGGAUGGACAUGCAGCAGUAUGGCAUGGUUACGAGGUUCAUGGGAUAGAAAAAAUACCAGAAAAAGGACCAGCACUUAUUAUUUUUUACCAUGGGGCCAUUCCUAUAGAUUAUUACUACUUUAUGGCUAGAAUCUUUAUCCAUACAGGCAGAACCUGCCGCGUAGUAGCUGAUCAUUUUGUUUUUAAAAUCCCAGGGUUUAGUCUGUUGCUUGAUGUAUUUUGUGCUCUACAUGGACCAAGGGAAAAAUGUGUUGAAGUGCUGAAGAGUGGCCAUUUGUUAGCUAUUUCACCAGGUGGAGUUCGAGAAGCACUUAUUAGUGAUGAGACCUACAGCAUAAUUUGGGGUGAUCGUAAAGGCUUUGCCCAGGUUGCUAUAGAUGCAAAAGUGCCCAUCAUUCCUAUGUUUACACAAAAUAUUCGAGAAGGAUUUAGAUCACUUGGAGGAACAAGGUUAUUCAGAUGGCUUUAUGAAAAAUUCCGGUAUCCAUUUGCCCCAAUUUAUGGAGGUUUUCCAGUCAAAUUACGCACAUAUUUAGGUGAUCCCAUUCCAUAUGAUCCAAUGGUGACAGCAGAAGAACUAGCUGAGAAGACAAAGAAUGCAGUUCAAGAGCUGAUAGAUAGACACCAAAGAAUACCAGGAAACAUCAUGAGUGCUCUGUUGGAACGUUUUCAGAAAAAACAAGAGGUCAACUAGACUUUAAAAAAUAUAUUUAUAUAUGUUUGAAUCCAUCACAUUAUGUUCUAAAUUUUUAAGUUGCUGUAGUUUUUGUUUUAAAAAUCAUGUUAAAAUGCCUUUUCACAAAACCUAUUUGUUAAAAAUUGCAUUGUUUUAAUUUUAUUUUUGCAUUGAGUAGUGUCAAAUUCAUACUGUAAGCAACUUAUCAGAUGCCCAGUAAUUCAGAACAUGAUAAUACUGUUUUAUUUGUAAAUUCUUAAUAAGGAAUUGAAAAAUACAUAGAUUAAAAUUAUUUCUGAAUAAUAUUGAAUUUGAUGAAAUGAACAUUCCUAAGUUAUGUGUAUAAUUUCCACAUUUUUAUUGCACUGAAUUAAUUUUGAGAAGCAGUAAGGCCUCUUGGUCUAAAUACAGGUAGUGAAGUUAUAGACAUAUUCUAUUUCUUUAGCUUCCACUGAUUCACUAUGUGACUUUGGACAAGUUCUUAAUUUUUCAGUGCCUCAGUUUUUCCAUUUUUAAUAUGGGCAUUAUACUUUUUAUAUAUAAGGAUGUAGUGAGGAAUAAUUCUUCUGAAGUGCUGUAUUUGUGUUUUGUAAUUACUAUAGAACAUAAAUUAACUUAGUUACUCCUAUAUCUUUAUUUAACAGAAGCUAAUCCUUAGUUUCAUCAUAAAUAUUAAAAUUAUUUCUCUAGGCAUGAAGUCCAAGUUGCCAAUCAGAAACUUUUCUUUAAAUAGAUGAAGAAGAAACUAUGAAAUCUAAGAUUUUAGAUUUUUCUAAAUAUUACCUUUUAGUAUUUAUUCUAUUAUUUUUAAAGGUCACAGAAACACACAAGCAUAUGUUGUGUUGUACACUAGGUCAACCCUGUAACAGGGUAUUUAAUAGCAUAACAGUAAAAUCAGAGUCAGGUGCAACAUUUUUAAAUUUAAAUUUAAAUUUAAAUUUAAAUUUAAAUUUAGAGGUCAAUUUUAGCUAAGUUAAGAUAAAGCUAAAAUUAUCUGUCAUUUUGCACAGUUAAUAGGGCUUGUUAAUUUUUAAUAUGUAAGCAAUAAAAUGCUUUAUAGUUUGAACAGAACAUACUUGAAUAAUCAGUGCACUCCAAAAUAAAUUAAUACCUAGAUUUGUGGUCUUGAAAACUUAAAGUGUAUUCAGACAGAAGUAUAAAAAAAUCAAGUACAGUAUCACUUCUUUUUAGAUGUUAAUUGUACUCCUAAUUUGUAUAGAUUUUAUAUACAUCUAUAUUUAUGGCCUAUGUAUUGUAUAUAAAAGGACACCAACUUAUAAAAUAAAGCCAAAAUU